AUGUAUUUCUUCAAGCUUUUCUCUGUUGCACUUGCAUCAAUUACGAAACUUUUGUUGAUCACUGUUCUUGGGGCAUUACUUGCACAUGAUCGAUUUGAUAUACUAAGAGAGAAUGCAAGAAAGCACGUCAAUGCUAUGGUAUAUUUUGUCUUCACCCCUGCUCUUAUUUAUAGCAGCAUGUCUAAUACCUUAACCUUAAAGAGCGUGAUUAUGUUGUGGUUCAUGCCUUUAAGUAUUCUUGUAACAUACAUUGCUGGAACAUUUCUUGGAUGGUUACUCAUCAAAGUAGUUAGAGUUCCUCCUCAUCUGCAUGGUCUUGUGUUAGGAUGUUGUGCUGCAGGAAAUCUGGCCAGUUUGCCUCUAACUGUAGUUCCAGCUAUCUGUAAACAGAAAAACAAUCCUUUUGGAGAUGAAGCUAUUUGCCACAGAAAUGGACUUGCAUAUGCUUCUUUGUCAAUGGCUGUAGGAUACACCUAUGCUUGGUCUUUUACAUUCAACAUUGUUCGUAUAUAUUCUCCUGUGAUCUCUAAUGCAGCCAAAGUUGAUGAAUCCUCUGCAAAUUCAAAGUUUGAAUCAACAACUGAUCCAGAAAACCUUUUGAAAUGUUCUUGUGGAGCACAAAUCAUGGAUGCUGAUAUAGCAAAGCCAAAUGGUGGCAUGAAUCCAAGUGAAUUUGAAUGUAAAGUGCCUAAUGGACAAACAAAGGUACCAGAAAAGCCAAAGUUUAUCAAGCAGUUGAAACUAUUAGUUGAGAAGAUAAAAAACAUGAAGAUACUAAUUGCUCCUUCCACUAUGGCAGCGAUUAUGGGUGUGACAAUUGGUAUUGUGCCUCAAUUUCGAAAAAUUCUAGUAGGUGACCAGGCUCUUCUUAAUGUGGUUCAAGACACUUUAACCAUGUUGGGGGAUGCAAGUGUUCCAGCAAUGGUGUUACUGCUCGGGGCAAAUCUUCUUAAGGGUUUAAAAGGAAUAGGAAAACAAGUUCCACUUAUUGUUGGCAUCAUUGUGGUUAAAUUUGUGGCCUUGCCAGCAAUAGGUGUAGGCAUUGUUAAAAGUGCUAUUCAUUUCAACUUGAUCCCCCAUGAACCAUUGUAUCAAUUUGUUUUACUGCUUCAAUAUGCCCUUCCACCUGCAAUAGUAGUGAGUACAAUUACUCAGAUGUUUGGAGUUGGUGAGGGUGAGUGCUCAGCUAUCAUGUUAGCAACUUAUGCCUGUUCUGCAGUUUUGCUAACUCUUUGGUGCACAUUGUUUAUGUGGCUAGUAAUAUAA
Messenger RNA from Vigna radiata var. radiata (mung bean), 1266 nucleotides. Its product is annotated as protein PIN-LIKES 3. The transcript is spliced from 10 exons. The record is from RefSeq and is a predicted model, not a curated record. Gene Ontology annotation, cellular component: membrane. Gene Ontology annotation, biological process: endoplasmic reticulum to cytosol auxin transport. NCBI's taxonomy places the organism in Eukaryota, Viridiplantae, Streptophyta, Magnoliopsida, Fabales, Fabaceae. Bases 1 to 1266 code for a protein of 421 amino acids.